Molecule: messenger RNA, 1470 nt
Organism: Aegilops tauschii subsp. strangulata
Lineage: Eukaryota; Viridiplantae; Streptophyta; Magnoliopsida; Poales; Poaceae
Source: RefSeq, a predicted model, not a curated record
CCCCGAGUCGGCAUAUUGCGUCGUUCCCGAAUUCCGUCACUGCAUCCGGCACGAUGGAGCGGAUCGACGCCCUGAAGGCCCGCAGGGGCAAGCUCGCCGACGACCCCUGCCUCAGGCGGCUCCGUAACCGGCGGCUCAUCGUCUCCCUCUAUCUCCAGGGCUUCCAGCCCGCCCACGACUGGAUGCUCCACGAGACGGAUUUGUUCAUGAGCGGCCGGCAUCUGCAGCAGCUGGUGGCCUGCGGCCAGUGGAAGCAAGCCCUCGACUACAUCCGGCGCUUCCUGCCGCCGGCCAUAGGGGGCGUCGAGGCCCGCACCCUCUGUCUCUUCCUCCACGCCUUCUGGGCCGUGGACAACGCCGCCGCCUGCUCGAUGGGCGCCCCCGUCACCACCGCUGCGUACAACCACGACGUCCGCAUCCUGACGACAGUGUGCGCUAGCAACGCCAAGCUCUCUUCCAUCCUCAACAAGAUACACCACUCGCCCAAAUUCAGGGCAUCCCUGGACUGGAGACUGGUAAGGGAGAAAGCAUCGCUGAUUGCUGAUGACUUGGCGCUUGAUUCUCCAGAGUUGAGACGCAGGUUGCUACUGCCCCAGGACUUGCUUCCCAUCGGUCCCUGUCAUCGAAGGCACCACUUGAAGAAACAAGCCCUGCGGCCAGCAUCAUCUGCUAUUGCCAAGUGGUAUCUCAACAGGAAGAAGAGUCUGCCUUCUUCAACCCCAGUUACCGGUUUGAACUCUGAGGGACAAAACCGGGUUGUGGAUCUUAUCGAGGAGUGUUUAAAAGCUGGUACAGUUGUGGAGCUCCAUCAAGGGCACCUACUUCAGUCAAGUGUGAUGGCAGGUGCUUUUAGUACUCCAUUCUCACAGACCAUGUUUGGUACGGCAGGUCCUACUAAAAACAGUGAAACUUCAUCCGUGACAAAUGCAGGUGAUUCAGUCUCACGGCCUGCUAAAAUCCCUUGGACCAUAUCUGCCACAAAUGCAGGUUCUUUUAGUGCUCCAUCCUCACAGACCAUGCUUGAUACGACAGGUUCUACUAAAAACAUCGAGACUUCAUCAGUGACAAGUGCAGGUGCUCCAACUUUCACAGAUUUGCCUAAUUAUCUUCAUUGGAACCCAUCAGUUGCAAAUUCAGGUGAUUCAGUCUCACAGCCUGCUAAAAUUAGAAUCCCUUGGAUCAUAUCUGCCACAAAUGCAGACCCAGUCGAUCUAAGAGGGUGGCUGACAACUGCUGAGGAAGAUGAUCCCGAUAAAAAAGGCAACGGACUAAUAAAUUGUUAAUGCUUUGGAGCUAGCAUCUGAAACUGAAGCUGGUACUUGCGCCAUGAACUUGAUAGCCUGAUUGAGUCGGGCCUUGCUCGCUGUGCUGCUUCAAGUCGAUUAGUUGCAAUUGUGUUGAAGGAUAUCAUUAAGGAGGUGUAUGGAUUACAGAUUGGUAACGUCAAUGGUAAAGGAAUUAGAUCAUGCU